AUGUGCAUAACUGCCGGAAUAUUUGGAGCGGCACGCCUACGCAAGAAACAUCGGCAUCAGUUCCUGACACGAAAUCUUCCGUGGAUCGUGGAGCAAGCCUCAACGCGCGAGAUUCUUCCUAGCUGUAGAUUGGGAAAACCAUUGGGAAGAAACAAUACCAGAGCUUCAGGAGCGUCUUGGAGUCACUGCGUUUCAAGUAGUAUUUUGGAAAGCUGUCCGAUAGUUCUUUCAAGAUUUCACUGA
Molecule: messenger RNA, 243 nt
Organism: Ostertagia ostertagi
Lineage: Eukaryota; Metazoa; Nematoda; Chromadorea; Rhabditida; Trichostrongylidae
Source: the annotation of a GenBank genome assembly